GCUUUAUUAUUUUCAAAUAAAUCUCAACCGUUAGAUCUUCUCUCAAAUCAAAUUCAACCGUUGGAUUCAUAUUAAAUGCUCUCACCAGCUCCCUUUCCCUCUCCUCUCUCCCUCCCUCUCUCUCUCUCUUCCAGCCACCUCCUCCAAGAAUUCAAGCUCCCAGCUAAAAAGAUCAAGAGAGAGAGAGGGAGAGAGAGAGAGAGUUCAAGACUAGUUCUUGAAGGGAUGAAGAAGGGCAUUGUUUUACUCGAUAAAAAUGCAAUCUUUACGCUGCUUCUUUUCUAUCUAUGCCGCGAAGUCUCGAGCUUGGGCUCAAUGUCGUCAAUCGCGAUAUCCUACGGCGAGAACGGUCCAGUUUUCUGCGGCUUAAAAUCAGACGGCUCACAUUUAGCCACGUGCUACGGCUCGAAUCCUUCGAUAGUUCAUGCAACGCCGAACCAUCUCCAGUUUCUGGGGCUGAGCGCCGGGAACGCCUUCGUGUGCGGCCUUUUAAUGGAGUCGAGGCAGCCCUUUUGCUGGGGAAACACUGGCUUCAUUCCAAUGGGGGUUUCUCUGCAGACUUCGAGGGAAGCAGAGUACAUUGAAAUAAGCGCAGGAGACCACCAUUUGUGUGGAUUGAGGAAGCCCUUGAUGGGGAAGAUGAGGAACACUUCUUUGGUUGAUUGCUGGGGUUAUAACAUGACCAAGAGUCAUGAUUUUGAUGGGCAGAUCCAGACGAUUUCGGCUGGCUCAGAGUUCAAUUGUGGCCUUUUUGCUCAGAAUAGGAGUGUUUUCUGCUGGGGAGAUCAGACUAGUAGUAAUGUGAUUGGAUUGGUUCCGAAAGAGACUAGGUUUCGUACAAUUGCAGCUGGAGGGUUUCAUGUUUGUGGGAUUUUGGAAGGGGUGGAUUCGAGUGUGGUGUGUUGGGGUACAAGUCUUGAUCUUGAGGAAGAGAUUUCUGUGACUUCUUCCUCUGUGGUGUAUGCAGGGGAGCUGAAUAGUGUGGAUGCGGCAGCGCCGGAGGAGGCGAUGCUGGCUGUGGUGGGGGGGAAGUUUCAUGCUUGUGGGAUUAGGAGCUAUGAUAGGGGGGUGGUGUGCUGGGGGUAUCAGGUGGAUAGGAGCACGCCGCCGCCGUCGGGGGUGAGGAUGUAUGAGAUUGCUGCAGGGGAUUACUUCACUUGUGGGAUCAUGGCUGAGGCAUCUCUCCUGCCUGUGUGUUGGGGUGCUGGCUUUCCUUCUGCACUGCCUCUGGCUGUUUCGCCCGGGGUGUGUAGGGCGGGGGCGUGUGGUCGUGGAUACCACGAGUUUAACAAUGCUAGCGCACCUUGUAGGUCCCCGGGGGGGCAUAUUUGUGUGCCCUGCAGUGGGGAGUGUGGUGGGGAGAUGUAUGAGGUGGUUGGGUGUGGUGGGGUGGUGGACAGGCAAUGUGGUUACAAUUGCUCGAGCUGCACCUCGAGCGAGUGUGUCAAGAAUUGUUCUGUGGCUGGUGGUGGGGGUGCGGUGGGGGGUGUGGGUGUGGGUGGGGGUGAAAAGUUUUGGUCUUUGCAGUUGCCUAUUAUAGUUGCUGAGAUUUGCUUUGCUGUGUUCUUGGUGAGUGCUGUGGCAUUGACCUCUGUUUUGUAUGUCAGGUACAAGUUGAGGGAUUGUAGGUGCUCCGUUGAGUCGAGGAAAGGGAGUGGGGGCACCUCGUUUAGGAAGGAGAGUGGGAAGAUUAGGCCAGAUUUGGAUGAGUUGAAGAUUAGGAGGGCUCAGAAGUUUACAUAUGAGGAGCUCGAGAGGGCCACGGAGGGGUUCAAGGACGAAUCACUCGUGGGGCGGGGGAGCUUCUCGUGCGUGUUCAAAGGCGUGUUGAAGGAUGGCACCAUUGUGGCAGUGAAGAGGGCCAUCUUGUCCUCUGACAUGAAGAAGAACUCCAAGGAGUUCCACACGGAGCUGGACCUUCUUUCGCGUCUCAACCAUGCGCAUUUGCUGAAUUUGCUAGGGUAUUGUGAGGAAGCCGGUGAGAGGCUCCUCGUGUACGAGUUCAUGGCCAAUGGCUCCUUGCAUCAGCAUAUACAUAGCAAGAAUAAGGAGAUGAAGGAGCAGUUGGAUUGGGUGAGGAGGGUGACUAUCGCGGUGCAAGCAGCUCGGGGGAUUGAGUAUCUCCACGGCUAUGCUUGCCCGCCUGUCAUCCAUCGCGAUAUAAAGAGUUCGAACAUCCUCAUAGACGAGGAGCACAAUGCCCGUGUGGCUGACUUCGGCCUCUCCUUGCUCGGCCCUGCAAACAGCAGCUCGCCUCUGGCUGAGCUGCCUGCAGGGACCCUCGGCUAUCUUGACCCCGAGUAUUAUAGGCUGCAUUACCUCACAACGAAAUCGGAUGUGUACAGCUUUGGUGUUCUUCUCUUGGAGAUUCUGAGUGGUAGGAAGGCCAUUGAUAUGCAGUAUGAGGAGGGGAAUAUAGUCGAGUGGGCCGUCCCUUUGAUCAAAGGUGGCGAUGUGGAGGCCGUUCUUGACCCGUCGUUGAAACCUCCAUCCGAUCUUGAAGCCCUGAAACGCAUUGCCAACAUUGCUAGUAAAUGUGUGAGGAUGAGAGGGAAGGAGAGGCCGUCUAUGGACAAGGUUACAACGGCUUUGGAGCGUGCGCUUGCUCAGUUGAUGGGCAGCCCGUGCAGCGAGCAGCCUAUCCUGCCCACUGAGGUGGUGUUGGGGAGUAGUAGGAUGCAUAAGAAGUCGUCUCAGAGAUCGGGGGGGAACCGGUCCACCUCUGAGACAGACGGGGCCGACACAGAGGAUCAGAGGAUCGAGUUUAGGGCCCCGUCUUGGAUCACCUUCCCCAGCGUGGCCUCCUCGCAGAGGAGGAAGUCAUCCGUCUCCGAGUCUGAUCUUGAUGCUGCUAAGAACAUCGAGACGAGGAACGUAGGGAAUGGCACCACCGUUGGGGACGCGUUGAGGAGUUUGGUCGAGGAGAUUGGCCCGGCCUCGCCUCAAGAACACUUGUACUUGCAGCACAACUUCUAGAAUCGACUCAACGGCCCGUGAGACGUGGCGUGUCGUUGCCAAUCACUAACAUGGAAAUGGAAGUGAGUCUUGUAACUUAGCUCCCCCUCUCAAUUAAGCAUGUUAUGUUUUUUCCCAAGCUUUGUGAGCUAAUAUAUAUGACUCUUUACUUCCAAAUGAGUCACCUUUUUAUUCA
Molecule: messenger RNA, 3151 nt
Organism: Salvia miltiorrhiza (redroot sage)
Lineage: Eukaryota; Viridiplantae; Streptophyta; Magnoliopsida; Lamiales; Lamiaceae
Product: serine/threonine-protein kinase-like protein ACR4
Biological process (GO): protein phosphorylation
Molecular function (GO): ATP binding; protein kinase activity
Source: RefSeq, a predicted model, not a curated record